AUGUCACGAAGUAUCAUCCCCGAUCAGCUUUGUUCAGAAGGUACCAUUAAGUACGUUGGCUUCGAAGAAACCAAGGCCGCUCAAGUCUGGGAGAUAUUCAGCCGACUUUCCGAAAGAACUCAACGUGAAACCUUCUCUUGGCUACGCCCAUCCAAGAUCGAACUUGUGGACUUUCUCACAAACUCCGUCUGCCAAAGAAACGAUGUUUGCGUUGAUGAUGACGCAGCUUGGUCCCGUUGCAUGGAGCGCUGGGGUAUCGCAAACGAGAUGCAGAACGCCAUCCUGGACCAGCGGUUUAAGAAGCUUCGUUUGACCCGUACUUGCGAGCAGUGGAUCCGUGAUACUAUCAGACUACGCUACAAGGGUCUUCGUGAUUUUCUAAACACCCGUGGUGAUAAGAUCCUGCGCGGCGGCACGUCUCGACCUGGUAGCUCGAUUGUUGAGAUCGAUCAGAACUCACAGCACAAUAUUCCAGACACGCAUCGCAAUAGACCGUCCAGCUUCUCCGGCGAGACUCUCACCUUUGACGAUAACUUCGCCGCCCCAGGAAUUACGGUGCUAUACAAGGAUAUCAGUGCCCGCCAGGCAUAUGGCAACUCUCUCUUGGAUCGCGAAGGAAACUUAAAAGAUGUCCUGUGCCUUGAGGAGAGCCCCUGGACUGACUUCAGUGGCUACAAGGCGAUGUCCUACUUCACCACAUUUCUUCGGACAGCGCAGAUGUACGCCUCAUACAUGAAAAGACGCGACAGUGGCUGCGGAGAAGUUGUUGUGGUCCGGCUUUGCAUCCCAGAUGUCGCCUUUCACAACCUCAAGGGAGUUCACCUUAUCGAGGCUUACUUUCCUAGCGAUGACUGGAAGAGAUUGAUUUGGUACUGUAGAAACACAGGGUCAGUUGAGGAGGUUUGCCGAUUUGAUAAAGUCACUGUCGUUAUUGGAAAUGUUUCCACGGCGACAGCCAUGGAAGGGAGUUUUUGA
Fusarium graminearum PH-1 is the source of this 975-nucleotide messenger RNA. RefSeq lists its product as uncharacterized. NCBI's taxonomy places the organism in Eukaryota, Fungi, Ascomycota, Sordariomycetes, Hypocreales, Nectriaceae. Bases 1 to 975 code for a protein of 324 amino acids. The record is from RefSeq and is a predicted model, not a curated record. The transcript has 2 exons.